Molecule: messenger RNA, 1350 nt
Organism: Mus musculus (house mouse)
Lineage: Eukaryota; Metazoa; Chordata; Mammalia; Rodentia; Muridae
Product: predicted gene, 30191
Exons: 4
Coding region: 757-1290 (177 amino acids)
Source: RefSeq, marked validated
AGAGCCACUGGUGCCCACUGAGCUACCAGCCUUCUGUGCCUGAGUGCCAGGACCCUUUUCCCCUGCAGCCAUGAACCAAGCCUUCUGGAAAACUUACAAGUCCAAAGUGCUACAGACGCUGAGUGGAGAAUCUGAAGAGAACUUGGCAGAGGAGGUGGGUACUGUCCUUAUUUUCUAGGCCAGACAGACAGCCAGCCAAGGUAGGGAGCACAGAGAGCAUUAAAUAGUCUGGGGAAGAAGACAAUUGUAGGUGGGCUUCCAAACAGCACAGCGCAGCGACAGAGAUGUUCAAGAAAAUGAAGGAGAGCUAGGGCCAUGAGAGAAGCAGUCGCUGACUCCAAGGAUCUCAGGAGCUGCCAUACGAAAAAGAUCGUUCCAACGCCAAUAUCGGCAGUAGACACAAAAGUACGUUACACUUUAUACAGCUUUCUAGUGGACAAAGUUAAGCAAAAGUGGGAUCCCUUGCCUGCAGAGUAGUGAGCUCCUGUUUAUGGCAGUAGGGAGUGGCUCUCACCCUCUGCGGACCACAGUAGCAGCAUCUGAUGAAAGCCAUACUUAGGCCGUACUUGGUUGUGAGAGAGAAGGCAAAAAGGACUUUGAAACUAAGACCGUUUAUGUCUAGUAGUUGUGAUAAAUGGCAGUUACACAAAUAGAUGCGGCAGGGGGCAGGGACAAGCCCGGCGAGGGGGUGGAUAAGCCUAUGAUUGGACAGGUGCGUGUCCAAGACUGGCUUCCUGUGGAUGUGUCGGCAAGAGAAUGCUACAAUUAGUGUCUCUGUGGACAGUCCGGUGCAGAUGUGAACUGGAUUUAAGGGAGAGCCCCACCUUGGAGGAGUCUGAGAAGGCAGAACCCACGGAGGAGACGUUCAACCCCAUGUCACAGCUGGCCCGCAGGGUUCAGGGGGUUGGGGUGAAAGGCUGGCUGACAAUGUCAUCUCUGUUUAACAAAGAAGACGAGGACAAACUGCUGCCACCAGAGCCCUGUGCUGAUCACCCGCUGGCUGCGCCCCCUUCCUCGCAGGCGGCCACAGCUGAGACCGAGCCGCGCGGACCAGGAUUCUGGGACGCGUUCGCCAGCAGGUGGCAGCAGCAGCAGCAGGCGGCGGCGUCCAUGCUGCGCGGCGUGGAGACCGCCGCGGAGAGGGACCCGGAGCCCCAGGACAAGCCUGACGAGGAGGCUACCGAGUGCCCCGAGACACGGGAGGCGGAUCCAGCGGCAGGCUUCAAGUGGGGUUUCCUCACCCACAAACUGGCAGAGAUGAGGGUGAAGGCUGCGCCCAAGGGCGACUAGCUGGCCCGCCACGUUGGUGCCCCUUCUUCCCUACCUCCCAUAAAAUCGUCUGGAUUGACA